Messenger RNA from Cryptosporidium ubiquitum, 1182 nucleotides. Its product is annotated as 26s protease regulatory subunit 8. Gene Ontology annotation, biological process: proteasome-mediated ubiquitin-dependent protein catabolic process. The transcript is spliced from 3 exons. Gene Ontology annotation, molecular function: ATP hydrolysis activity; ATP binding; proteasome-activating activity. NCBI's taxonomy places the organism in Eukaryota, Apicomplexa, Conoidasida, Eucoccidiorida, Cryptosporidiidae. Gene Ontology annotation, cellular component: proteasome regulatory particle, base subcomplex. Bases 1 to 1182 code for a protein of 393 amino acids. The record is from RefSeq and is a predicted model, not a curated record.
AUGUUGGAAUCAAUCAAUCCUGCAUCAUCCUAUUACUCAAAAAGAAUAGAACAUUUGAAUGUUUCUAUAGAUUCAAAAAAGUUGGAUAUACGUAGAUUACACGCACAGAGAAAUGAGCUAAAUUCUAAAGUUCGGGAGCUAAAGGAGGAGUUACAGUAUUUAUUGGAAUCUAAUAGUUAUGUUGGAGAAGUUAUAAAGGUAAUGGGGAGGAACAAAGUAUUGGUAAAGCUGAACCCAGAAGGAAAGUUUUUGGUUGAUGUUUCUAAGAAUAUAGAUAUUUCAAAGUGUACUACAAAUACAAGAGUUGCAUUAUUGAGCGAUUCUUUUAAGCUUCACCGUAUAUUUCCUAACAAAGUGGAUCCCUUGGUCUCUUUGAUGAAGGUCGAAAAGGUUCCAGAUAGUACAUAUGAUAUGGUUGGAGGUCUUGAUGAACAGAUUAAGGAAAUCAAGGAAGUGAUUGAGCUUCCAAUCAAGCAUCCUGAGAUAUUUGAAAGUUUGGGAAUUGCUCAGCCAAAAGGGGUUUUACUUUAUGGACCCCCUGGUACUGGUAAAACUUUAUUAGCAAGAGCUGUUGCUCAUCAUACAGAUUGUACUUUUAUUAGGGUAUCAGGUUCUGAGCUUGUUCAAAAAUAUAUUGGAGAAGGAAGUAGAAUGGUUAGGGAAUUGUUUGUUAUGGCUAGAGAGCAUGCUCCAUCUCUAAUUUUUAUGGACGAAAUUGACUCAAUAGGAUCUCAAAGGACAGAAGGGGAGAGUGGAGACAGUGAAGUACAGAGAACUAUGCUUGAGCUUUUGAACCAAUUGGAUGGUUUUGAAUCAACUCAGAACAUUAAGAUUAUUAUGGCAACCAAUAGAAUUGACAUAUUAGAUGAUGCCCUUCUUAGGCCUGGCCGUAUUGACAGAAAGAUUGAGUUUCCAAAUCCAAACGAGGAUGCUAGAUUGGAAAUUCUUAAGAUUCACAGCAGAAAGAUGAACUUGGUCAGAGGGAUAGAUUUAAGAAAAAUUGCUCAGCAGAUGCAGGGAGCAUCCGGAGCUGAAUCUAAGGCUGUCUGUACUGAGGCUGGUAUGUUUGCCUUGAGAGAGAGAAGAAAACAUGUUACUCAAGAAGACUUUGAGAUGGCGGUUUCAAGGGUUAUGAAAAAAGACAGUGAUUGGAAUAUGAGUCUAAAGAAGCUUUGGAAGUAG